AGGCACUUGUUCCGGGACCUCGUUCACUUUCCCAGCGCCGCCCAAUUCAACACGGUGAUGCUCGAUUUCUUCGCACUUGCGAAAUUCCCCGGCGUCACCGGGUGCAUCGACUGCACCCACGUGCGAAUCAAGAGCCCCGGCGGCGACGACGCGGAGGUGUUCCGCAACCGCAAGGGAGUGUUCUCAAUCAACGUCCAGGCUGUCACCGGCCCCCAGCUGCAAUUUUACGAUGUGGUUGUGAGCUGGCCCGGGUCGGUGCACGACAGCCGGAUUUUCGAUAACUCCCGUGUCCGGGUGCUGUACGAGGAACGCCGGGUGCCAGGGGUGCUGCUUGGGGACAUGGGCUACGCCUGCUUCUUCUUCCUGAUGACCCCCCUGGCAGAUCCCGGUCCAGCUAACACACCACGAGGCAGGUACCAGAAGGCCCACAUCAAGACGAGAAACUCUGUCGAAAGGGCCUUUGGCAUCUGGAAGCGGCGCUUCCCCUGCCUCGACAUGAGGCUGCAGCACAAGCCACGUCGGGCGGUGCAGAUCAUCACAGCCUGCGCUGCACUCCACAACCUGGCCUGCCUGAGAAAGGACCCACAGCCUCCACCUCCCCCAGCUCCGCCAGUUGUGCCUAGGGCACGGAGACCCAGGAGGAGGGCCACACGGCCAGUCCACCUGCCACCCGCCGUGGACACCGUGGAGGACUCCCUCACGGGCAUACAGAAACGGGAGCAAAUCAUCGAAAGAAGCUUCAAGUAGAAACUUCUUUCGAAGUGGAAGCUCCCUUCUGCAAUGACUGAUCGAGCUUUGCCUUAAAGGGGCGGUGGAACAAUAUUCAGUUAUAAUGUUUUUCACUUUACACAAGCUUACUGGCACUAGAGGAACCCUAGUAUACUUAAAUGCAAUGCCGCUGACCAAGAAACAUUUUUUGUUGCAGUGUAAUUUCAGAUAAAAGCAACCAUUUUCUUUCAAUCACUCCUACACAAACGCUCAGGGGUCGCAUUGUCGGUGUAGUCCCCCCUCAGAGCGACAAUAUUUGAAUGCGGCUCACAGAUUGGACCUUAUAGUAUUGCGUGAGCACUCGAUUUGGGCAUGUGAUAACAGCUUGGCAAUCAUUCAGGUAGUGGCUCGUGUCCAAGUGCUGCAACGAUGACAACAGCCAAACCAACAAUGUCUGCGAUUCGGCGCGUGUCCUGUACUAUGAUUAACAUUGGUGCCAUAUAAUCGUCUCCAAAUCACUUGGCCACUUUUUCUGGCUGCAAGUUAAAGGGGGAAACUCUGCCAUUUAUUCCAUUUUUUUCUUCGGCGUU
Messenger RNA from Ixodes scapularis (black-legged tick), 1298 nucleotides. RefSeq names its product putative nuclease HARBI1. NCBI's taxonomy places the organism in Eukaryota, Metazoa, Arthropoda, Arachnida, Ixodida, Ixodidae. The transcript is spliced from 3 exons. The record is from RefSeq and is a predicted model, not a curated record. Bases 58 to 747 code for a protein of 229 amino acids.